CUCUGUGUUGCUGCUGCUGCUGGUCAGUGAUGCUCAAGCCUCUCAUUAUCGAGGCACUAUGAUGACUUACUACCCAGCAGAAACUAACUCAGACGGAUCCACCUCUGUGAUCCUUCGCUUUAGGUUUAACUACCAAACCUGCAGUGAUGGUUCUUAUGCUUGUACUGGAAACUGUGGUGUUGAAAGUACGGUUCUUGUAAAUACCAAGAUUGAGGAAGUGAGUGGUUCUUGGUGUCAGAGUGAAAAAAUCACAACUCGGCUGCUUCCCAACAACUCUCCAUUGCAGCUUGUGUUUUCCAGUAAUUCAUGGUUUACUAAUUUAAAUGGGAUUGGAGACUGGAGAGCGGUGACCGACGUUGAGUUGAGGCGGCGAUCCGACACCAAAAAACCAAAUUCAUCACCACAAACCACCGUGGUUCCCGCACUGAGGGUACCAUCAAACUGUGGAGUAAAUAUUCCCCUGUUGGCCUUUGACCCCGAUGGAGACCAGGUUCAGUGCAGAUAUGCUAGCCUUUCUUUAACAGAAUGUGCAUCGCCCUGCACACCUCCACCUGUUCUCAGCCUCUCCUCUAACUGCAUCCUGACAUUCAGAGCAACUUCCAGCAGUGAUGAAGGCUGGUACGUCGUCCAGAUGGUGAUGGAGGAUUUUCCCCGACAACCUGUCACUCUGACUCAGACUGACGGGUCACAGGUCGUAAAAACUACCAGCGAUGCCAUCAGCAAGAUACCGAUCCAGUUCCCCUUUCAAGUGGAUCCUGCAGUAUCUUCCUGUACAGAAGGAUUUUAUCGGCCGAGAUUUGUGAGUCCAACUCCAGAACAAGGAGCUCAGCUUUCCGUUCUCCCCAAUCAGGUCGUGGCGAUCAACAUACAAGCAGAGGCGACUCAUUCUGCGAUCUUUGAGCUGCUGUUCAGUGGGCCGAACAACGUGGUCAAGAUUUCAUCAGGAUCAGGAAGUUUCACUCUGACGUGGAAACCAUCUGCAAGUGAUGAAGGACAGAGUCACCCCAUCUGUUUUGUUGUCCAAACAAGUGUCAGCACUUCUGUUUUUCAGUCUGCUCUUCGAUGUGUUGUUGUGAAUGUUAAAUCUAAAGAACCACCUGUGACUUAUAUUCAUGUCCUAAGAAUGAAGAUCUCAACCACGCUCUCAAUAAAGGACAAUAGAAAUGCCAUCCAAGAUUCAAUAAAAGAAGAACUGAUAACGAACCGAGGCUUUCCGCCAUUCAUAACGGUGCGCCUGCUGAGCGACGGGUCAGUGGUAACAACACAGUAGGCGCCCUCUAGUGGCCAACUUUGAGAACGAACCAUUCGUGGAAAAGCGCUGGACACGGAGCCGCUUUAUCUGGACAUUUUACAACCUGUUAUUGACAUUAAACCCGAACUUCAGCGGCUUCAAACAAUAUAUGUACAAUUUAAUAUAUUUUAACUCAUCGGCUUUCACAAUCUACUAUUAAUUUUUUUCCUCAGAUGUUCUCUCACUUUUAAGUAAUUCUUGGAUCUCUGUAAAGAAAUAUUUUUUGUCGUCUACUGGGCUUAAACGGAAAAAGUGCUUCUCAUUUUUUAAAACUUGUAAGAAAUAUAAUUAGACUUUUUUUUGCUGAACUUAUUUUUAGAAUAUGUUUUCAUUUUGUACAAAGGAGUAUAAGGGGAUAAAAAAACAAAUGUAUGUCAAAGUCAUAGUAUUGUGAGAAUAAAGUGGUAAUAACAUGAGAAUAGAGUGGUAAUAGUAUGAAUAUAUAUAAUUUCGUCUUAAUUUUAUUUAUAAUUUUUUUAAAGCAUGGCCCUACAACUCUGUUGUAGUUUUGAAAAGUUUUAACAUAAAAAUUAAUCAUGUUCAUUAAAAUAAAAUGUGUUUUCAGUCAUUUUGAAGAAAGAUGCACC
Messenger RNA from Gambusia affinis (western mosquitofish), 1878 nucleotides. RefSeq lists its product as uncharacterized. NCBI's taxonomy places the organism in Eukaryota, Metazoa, Chordata, Actinopteri, Cyprinodontiformes, Poeciliidae. The transcript is spliced from 10 exons. Bases 59 to 1270 code for a protein of 403 amino acids. The record is from RefSeq and is a predicted model, not a curated record.